Molecule: messenger RNA, 543 nt
Organism: Amaranthus tricolor (Joseph's coat)
Lineage: Eukaryota; Viridiplantae; Streptophyta; Magnoliopsida; Caryophyllales; Amaranthaceae
Exons: 2
Coding region: 1-543 (180 amino acids)
Source: RefSeq, a predicted model, not a curated record
AUGAUUCGAGAAAGACUUAAAGCGGCCCAGGAUCGACAAAAGUCCUAUGCAGAUCUUAAGAGGAGACCUGAUGAAUUCGCCGUAGGGGAUUAUGUAUUAUUGAGAGUUUCACCGAUGAAGGGAGUCAUGAGGUUUGGCAAGAAGGGCAAGUUGAGUCCAAAGUUCAUAGGACCUUAUGAGGUCACAGAGAAGGUAGGAAACGUCGCUUACAGACUAGCAUUACCCAAUGAGUUGGGUAAGGUCCAUGAUGUGUUUCACAUUUCGCAGUUGAAGAGAUAUGUCCCUGAUAAAUCUCACGUGCUAGAUCCUGAGCCCUUAGACCUUGAUGAGAAUUUAUCUUAUGAAGAGAAGCCUAUCAAGAUCUUAGAUUCUAAAGUGCGUAGUACGAGGAGAAAAGAUAUAAACAUGGUGAAAGUUCUUUGGGAUAACCAGCGCACACAGGAGGCAACGUGGGAAACUGAGCAUUCCAUGCGUGAGAAAUACCCACACCUUUUUUCCGAGAGCGAGUAUAAUAGCAUCAAUAAGUCGCGAUCUUUGAGUUAA